Menidia menidia (Atlantic silverside) is the source of this 6231-nucleotide messenger RNA. The record is from the annotation of a GenBank genome assembly. Lineage: Eukaryota; Metazoa; Chordata; Actinopteri; Atheriniformes; Atherinopsidae.
AUGGCAGUGACAUCGAUGCCAGGGCCAAACGGGAACGCGCGCACGCGCACGGGAGGGUCCAACGGGGCCACGGCGCCCCCGUGCGGAGGGGCCGCGAGCGCUGAGGGCAGCCGCGCGCGUAGAGGAGGAGGAGGGACCAGGGCUUCGGCUAUGGGCUGGACCGGGACAGGAUGGAAAUGUGGAUAUAAGCAUCUGAGGGGCCACCGCUUCCAGAGUUCUAAAGGAUUUGGACAGGAGAAGAGGAAGAUGUUGGGGUUGGAGGUGUUUGUGCUCUGUCUUCUUUUUGGAGCCCUGACUCAUGCACAAAAAGAAGGCUGCACAGAACCGAGGGAGUGCAACAUAAACGUGUACUUCACUAUAGACACUUCUGAGACCAUCGCCCUGCAGGAGUCCCCGCCUGGGGCACUAGUGAAGAGCAUUAAGGACUUCACACAGCAAUUUGCAGAUCGUUUGGAAGAUGAAGAAUAUAAGGGGCUCAUAGACAUCAAAUGGAAAGUGGGUGGACUGCACUAUUCUCAGCAACAAGUUAUAAUCAGCGGUAUUGGACCUAAGGAUGAAUUCAUUCGAAAACUCAGGGGGAUCGACUAUCUGGGCAAGGGCACCUACACGGAUUGCGCCAUCAGAAGAAUGUCCCAGGAAAUGCAGCCCUUAUUGUCACUCAACAGAACCCACCACUUUGCUGUGGUCAUCACUGACGGUCACGUGACUCGUAACCCAUGUGGAGGAAUUAAGAUGACAGCAGAUGAAGCUCGGGAGAAGGGCAUCCACAUCUUUUCCGUGGCAUCAUCUCAAGUUAUGGAUGAUAUGGGGCUGAGGGAGAUCGCCAGCUCUCCAUCUUCACUCUACAGGGACAAGUUCAUUGCUGUGGAUCUGACUAGAGGCAGUGACAAAAUAAGAAAAGAUACCUAUGAGAAUAUCAUCAAGAAAAUGAAACAUCUGGCAUUUAAAGAGUGUUACAAGGUGAAAUGUCUGGAGAGAAAGGGACUUCCUGGUCCACCGGGCCACAGAGGACAGAAAGGUGCUAAAGGAGACAUUGGUGAACCGGGAGACAAAGGAGAUAAGGGCCGCGCCGGAGACCCCGGUAUCGAAGGUCCUAUUGGUCAACCAGGCAUCAAGGGAGAGCCAGGUCUGAAAGGCGAUAAGGGAGAUUUCGGGGCUCAAGGGAGAAAGGGUAAUAUGGGGACUGGAGGACGUAAUGGAACGGACGGUCAGAAGGGUAAAAUUGGACGGAUUGGCGCUCCAGGCUGCAAAGGAGACCCAGGCGACAAAGGUCCCGAUGGUUAUCCCGGAGAAGUUGGUGAACGGGGCACCCCAGGAACAGAUGGAGAGAAGGGAGAUCCUGGACGGCCAGGUAGAUCUGGUUCUCCUGGCACACCUGGAGGUAUUGGACCAAAGGGAGAUGUGGGAAGUCCUGGUUCACCUGGCGCUCCUGGGGAAAAAGGGAGGCUUGGAUCCCAGGGAGGUCCUGGACCUAAAGGCGAGCCGGGGAGAAGAGGAGACUAUGGGGCGAAGGGGACGCAGGGACCUGAUGGCGUCAAGGGCGACAAGGGGGAAAUGGGACAAGAAGGCCAGAGAGGACUUCCAGGAGAAAAUGGAGGUAAAGGGGCAAAGGGAGAGAAUGGUUUGCCAGGGCCAAGGGGACCACCAGGGGGACCAGGAGAGCGUGGGAAAAAUGGUACUAGAGGUGAUCCUGGAGAUGCCGGACCAAGAGGUGACCCUGGUCCAGCAGGACCAAAGGGAGACACCGGAAGACCCGGCUUCAGCUAUCAAGGAUCAAGAGGACAACAGGGUGAUAAAGGAGACAAGGGCAAUCCUGGACCUCGUGGCAGCAGAGGAGAAUGUGGUAAAAAGGGCCCACCUGGUAAUAAAGGAACCCCGGGAGAUCCAGGUGACCCAGGUUACCCAGGGGAGCCCGGGCAGAGAGGAAACAGAGGAGAUCCCGGGCCAGACGGGGGUCCUGGUCCAGAAGGAGAUCCUGGCCUCACUGAAUGCGAUGUCAUGAACUAUGUUAGAGAGACCUGUGGCUGCUGUGACUGUGAGAAACGUUGUGGGGCCCUGGACAUUGUUUUCGUUAUUGACAGCUCAGAGUCUGUGGGUCUCACUAACUUCACCUUGGAGAAGAACUUUGUCAUCAACACCAUAAACAGACUGGGAUCUUUUGCCAGUAGCCCUGAUAUGGAAAUUGGCACAAGAGUCGGAGUUGUUCAGUACAGUCAUAACGGGACCUUCCAGGCAAUCCACCCCAAUGACGAAAAGAUCAACUCACUGACUGCUUUCAAGGAAGCAGUGAAGCGCCUCGAGUGGAUCGCAGGAGGUACGUGGACUCCAUCGGCUCUGAAGUUUGCUUAUGAGAACCUGAUCAGGAACGCCAGCAGAGCCAAAGCCAAGGUCUCGGUUGUUGUCAUCACGGAUGGACGCUUUGACCCUAGAGAUGAUGAACGUCUGCUCCCUUACCUGUGCAGCAAGCCCGGUGUUGACGUAAACGCCAUUGGUAUCGGAGACAUGUUUAAUAAGAGUCAGGAGAACGAGAGUCUGAUGAGCAUCGCUUGCAAUGACCCUAACAAAGUAAUGGGAAUGAAGCGUUUCGCCGACCUUGUGGCGGAGGAGUUCCUGGAAAAGAUUGAGACCAAACUUUGCCCAGAUCCUCUCAUUGUAUGUCCAGAUUUGCCUUGUAAGACAGAACCCGCUGUGGCUAGUUGUGUCCAGCGACCAGUAGAAGUGGUAUUCCUGUUGGAUGGCUCGGAGAGAUUGGGUCUGGAGAACCACCGCAGGGCUAAAGAGUUCAUCAGCAGAGUGUCUCGCCAUCUCGUCCUGGCCAACGGGCCGGCGGACGCCAGAAACGCCCGCCUGGCGUUGCUGCAGUACGGCAGCCCGGAGGAACAAAGGGUGGAGUUCGCGCUCACACACGAUCUGAAUGAGAUCUCGAAAUCGCUGUCAGCCAUGACCUACUUGGAUUCCUCUUCUUCAUUGGGCAGCGCCAUCAUCAGAGCUGUCAACAACGUGGUGACGAAAAAGGCACGAGUCAACGCAGAAGUGUCCUUUGUUUUCAUCUCUGAUGGGAUCACGUCCUAUGAUCAGCUGGAUGAAGGCGUGUCGGCCAUGAAGAGAGCGGGAGGCGUUGCCACUGUGAUCUCCAUGGGAAGCGACCCAGAUGAAGAAGUGCUUAACAAAGUGUCCCUCGGGGACAGCAUGGAGGGACAGCUCCUCUCGGCCCUGUGCACCCCUGCUCUGGUGGUGGACGUGGACAUAGUGAAGGGAAACGCUCAGAGGAUGGUCGGACGGUGCCAGAAACUGGGCGUCCAGCUUCGCCCUCACAUGAAGACCCACAAAACGCUUGAGUGUGCUGACAUAAUGACGGCUGGAUCACGGAGGUGCAUAGUGGUGUCCACCCUGGCAGAGGCCUCUUUCUAUGCUGACCAUGGCUUUGAUGACAUCCUCUACGCAUAUCCACUGCCUUUUGAUAAGGUAGAACGCUGUGCAGCCCUGUCAGAGAGGUUGGAUCUCUUUCAAGUCUUGUUGGAUCAUCCUGAUGCUCUGGAGCAGCUCAAAAAGAGGCCCCUCGCUGGCGAUCGGCAGUGGCACAUCUGGCUGAAACUGGACUGUGGCAAUGGGAGGGCUGGCGUUCUGCACUCGGACCCAGAGGCACUCAAAUUGGCCCAAUCCAUCACUGAGACAGAGGGCAUGGAGCUAACAGGAGUCUAUGCCCACUGUGGGAACACCUACAGCUGCAGGGGAGAGGAGCAAAUACAGACUGUGGCCCAAGAAACGACAAGCUUAACUCUGCAUUUCAUGGAAAAACUGAAGGCUGUUGGCAUAACAUGUAAGUCCAGCAUCGGCUCUACCCCGUCCUGCAGUCAUCCAGUCGAUGACAUGGCAAAGCUUAGCGAGGUGCAUCCUGGAAACUACGCCUUCUAUGACGUGCAGCAGUCUGUUAUUGGCUCCUGCAGCCUGGAGGACGUGGCUGUGAGGGUUUUGACUCGAGUUAUAGGACACUGUCCACACAGGAACCAACUCCUGAUCGACUGUGGAUGGACUGGAAUCAGUUUGGAUGGAGCUGGAAAGCUUCCCACUGGAUACGCUGUCAUUGAAGGACAUCCAAAUCUCAAGCUGGUGUCAAUGACUCAGGAGCAUGGAAGAGUGGAGCCCAUCUCAGGUCCACUGGAUUACAGCAAAUACCCUCUUGGCUCUUUGUUCAAACUGAUACCCUAUCACUCCUGUGCAACUGCUGCCAUGCAUCCUGUAUUUACAAAAAUGAGUGUGUUGGAGGUGAAGUUCGUCGGGGACGGGGACGUUUUGGCCCACAUUGUGGAUAAACAGGAGGACGUACCGGGAGGCGGCCCUGCUCAGAGGAUGGUGACGUUUAAGAGUCCGGCCGGGAGGCGGGCACCCAGAGACGAUGCACAGCAGGAGGAGGAUGAAAACGGAGUUCUGGAUGAACAGAAUUACAUCCAUGCUUUGGGAACCCAAAACACAGAAGAGGAUGAGGACGGGUUGUCAAAGGUGGCUGGUUCCUCCAUCUUCACCUUCCAGAAAGGCCGACGUGGCCACAGCAUGGCCCAAACAGCAAAUGAACUGGCGCGGACUCCCGGAAAAAGCGUCAGCUUCAGCGCCGCCCCGAGCGUCGAACCCUCCACUCCGGUUCGAUCAGGACGCGGCCUCAGAGGUGAAAGCAGGACGCCGCAGAAGGGCAAAAAGGUUCAGUUUGUCUCCACGACACCGCACAGACUCAGGAAGAGAAUCACAGCCCCGAGCCUUCGCUCAGACAGCGACAGCGAGCUCUCCCCCUCUGACUCGGGGGAGGAAGACGAGGAGGAGGAGGUCGAGGAUGGGCUCGGGGAAGAGCAGAAAGCUAAAAAAGAGGACAAGGAAGCCCCGAAGAUGCCAAGAACUCCCACCAGAAGUUCAUCGGCAGCUCUCUGCAAGACUCCGGCUAAGAAGAGCAAGAACACGCCGCAGACUGUCAAACGGCAAAACAUGAUCCAGGAGUACUUCGAGGCCCACGGCAGCUCCAAAGUCUUGACCUCAGACCGCACCCUCGAGCGUUUGCACACCCCAAAACUAGACAGGGAGACUUUGGUUAAUCUUUUAGAAGGAAAAGCAUCAGCCUAUUCAACAGAGAUUCAGCAGCUGCACAGCAAACACAAAAAGCACUUUAACAAAUGGAUGUUGCAGUUACAGUUGGGGUUCAGCGUGCUGGUCUACGGUCUGGGCAGCAAGAAAGCGCUGCUGGAGGACUUCAGGGCGUCCCACUUGUCCCAGGAGAUCCACCUCGUGAUCAACGGCUUUUUCCCCUCCAUCACUCUUAAAUCGAUAUUAAACGCUUUGACAUGCGAAGUUCUCGAACACCCGGGAAACUUCCGAACGCCCCACGACCAAAUCCAGUUCAUCACCCAAACCUUUAAAGAUCGUCCAGACCUCCACGUGUACCUGCUAAUCCAUAACAUCGAUGGAUCCAUGCUGCGGGGGGAUAAGACCCAGAGUGCCCUGGGCCAGCUGGCCUCCAUCCCCAACCUGCAUGUCGUGGCUUCUUUAGACCACAUCAAUGCUCCAUUAGUGUGGGACCAGUUUAAGCAGAGCCAGUUCAACUGGCUGUGGUGGGAGUGCGUGACGUUCCAGCACUACUCGGAGGAAACGUCCUAUGAGAACUCGCUACUGGUGCAGCAGACCGGCGCCCUGGCGCUGUCCUCCCUCACGCACGUGCUCCGCAGCCUCACGCCCAACGCCAGGGGGAUCUUCAAGCUGCUGGUCAGAUUCCAGCUGGAAAACAAAGACAACCCCUCGUACGCAGGAUUGUCGUUCCAGGAUUUCUACCAGCGCUGCAGAGAGGCGUUCCUGGUGAACUCCGACCUCACGCUGAGGACCCAGCUGACCGAGUUCAGGGACCACAAACUCAUCCGCACGCGCAAGGGCGCAGACGGCGUGGAGUACCUGGUCGUCGCCGUGGACGCCAGCACUUUGAUGGACUUCCUGGAGAACGAGGAGGGAGACUGAGAGAACAAGACCCCGUAGUUUUCAAUCAUGUCUUCCUCCAGAUGUGGCCGGUCGGCCCCUCGUUUGAGGUCCCGGUCUGAUUAACAUUAAAUCUGACAGGUCUGGAAACACACUGUACAAAUGUGACAUCCCCAUUCUGUUUCACGCAAAUCCACACUUGCAGAAUACAUGCGAGUCAUUAAAAGCAACACUUGGCGUUAAUUUAUUGCUGGUUACUGUCUUUUUUUCUUUUUUUUUUUA